CCGAUCACUGCUGCCCGGUGUCCGGGUAAGAUGGCGUCGGAGGAGCAGUGCUCGGCGCCGCCACCGCGAUGGCAGUCGGUCUCCCUAACCCACGUAGAGUACCCGGCAGGUGAUCUGACUGGGCAGCUACUGGCCUACACUAGUCUGUUGCCCAUGGCGAUCCUGGUCGGCUUCGUCACACUCAUCAUCUUUAAGAGGGAGCUGCACACGAUCUCAUUCUUUGGUGGUUUGGUGAUGAAUGAAGGGCUAAACUGGCUACUAAAGCACAUCUUGCAGGAGCCUCGCCCAUGUGGAGGAGGCCACAGUACUGUAACGACAGAGUAUGGCAUGCCUUCCAGCCAUUCACAGUUCAUCUGGUUCUUCGUUGUUUACUUUUUCCUUUUUCUUUAUUUAAGAAUGCAUCAGACAAACAAUGCCAGGUGUGUUGAGUUGUUAUGGAGACAUGUGCUCUCAAUCAUCCUCCUGGGCGUGGCUUUGUCUGUAUCAUACAGCAGAGUUUACCUUCUGUACCACACCUGGAGUCAGGUGAUCUACGGGGGUGUGGCUGGAACAGUGGUGGGAGUUGUGUGGUUUUUCAUAACACAGGAGGUGAUGACACCCAUCUUCCCCAAGAUAGCAGCAUGGCCCAUAUCAGAGUUUUUCCUGGUGAGGGACACAAGUCUCAUCCCUAAUAUUUUAUGGUUUGAAUACACUGUCACCAGAUCAGAAGCCAGAAACAGACAACGAAAGCUGGGUACAAAGCUUCAGUGAUCUGCGCUGGGUCAAACUGACGAAAAAAGGACCACCCAUACGCACGCACAUCCUCUCACCCAUACACACCUACACGCACCCAUACAUUUCCACGAACAUGCGCUCCUACGUUCUCUAACACACUGGAGAUUUACCGUCUGGACUGUUCUGGUCGAUAUUUAAGGGCAGGACCAUUUUCAGGUGGACCAAAAGGGGAGAGGUCAACCGCGACCAUUAUUACCCAAGUGACCAGAGCGUGUGUGUGGUGGACCGCUCUCUCUGUCUCUCUCCUCUCUUUUCCGACACCUCAGUCCCCCCUGAACCCAAUCCCUCUUUCCCCAGACCGGCCCUAUGUUUCUGAUGCAUGCUGACCGUGCAAGAGGCGAAGCUAUUUAAUGAGAAAUGUAAUAUAUAUUUUAACCAUUGACGCACGCGGGCAAAAACAAAUACCCUGAAUUGUAGCUGAUGUAAAGUUGGGGGGGGCAAGAGAGCAAGAGAAGGCGUUUAGUGUGUAACCUUUGGCUGGCAUUGCUAACAGCAUGACAUUAGUAGACAGCUUAUUUUAUUUUAUUUUUCUUUUCUUUCAAUAACUGUUUGAGGGGGUCAAUAUAUGAAUGGGGAUUCUGUUAGGUUAGAUGUUUGGGCUUUAUAGAAGAACAGCAUUGAUAUAUUGGGUGGGAGGGUAGAAAGUAAUUGUUUUUUUUAUCAGAAUUGUCAGAAAGGAGGAGUUUUUUGGUAAUAUGUAAUAUCAAGUAAGAUAAUUUGCACUUUGUGAAUUUAAGUAAGAAAAAACAACUUUUUUUUUUUUUACUAUUAACACUAGUUACGUCGGAGAAAAUGAACAGUCUUUAAUUCUCUACUUUGUUUCUUUAUUUUUCCUGCUCUGAUUGACUGGCAGUGACUCCAAUCACAGCCAAUGUUUCUGAGGUGCAUGUCACACUCUGAGCUCUGAUUGGCCAGAAUCAUGUCCCAGGCCCUAUUAUUCACCAUUCUGACCCCCCUGUGCCAUGCUGUGCUUGAUUUACUGAAUUUGUUUUAAGUGGAGCCCAAGUGCUUGGGCCCCUGGACAUUGCUUGCUCCUUAGAUGAAGUUAGUGUUUUAGGAGUGUUUUGGACUGUUUCUCUUGUGUUGAGAUGUGAACAAAGUUAUUUAAAUUGCUUUGGUGAAGAGAAACCUACUCAGCGAGGGUAAUACAGUGAUUGAGAUUGGGAGUAAGGGUUCGCAUGAUCUGAAAGGUAAGAAAUGCUGUCUGUUCAGAAAGCAUUCUGAAUUAAAGUUUAGUAAACUAUCCUUUAAAAAUCCUAAAUACAACACAGCUGAACCCUCAUAUCUUGUAGUGACUGUGAACACCAAAGCAUCAAGUCAGCAAGUCUGAACCAAGAAUUAUGUGUUUGUCAUUGUUUAUAUGUAGUCCUGUUGGUUUUGGUUUCACACUGUAGAUUACUGCACUGAAAGACGUUGCUGCAUCGUGUCAUCACCUAUGUGGGCUGUGUUGCUGUUUUGUUGAAGGGUGGGAGGUCAAGUUGGUGGGCUUCCUUUAAAGGUGUUUGGCACAACACCAUAUUCUAUUGUUUAAUAGAUGAUGGCCUGUCUCAAUUUUUCGUAUUUUGUAAAUUAUUUGUAAAUCUGAACCGUUUAGAAAAGUGUUGUCACAUUGCAGACACACCAAAACAUGGUUCAGUUGAUCCGGGCAAAGAUUAACUCUUUUGGUUGGUCCAAAUUGAAAUGGACUGUGGUUUGGGGCACCUGUAACCUGCUGCUUUGUUUUUGACUAAGCUGAAAGUCCACAGAUCUGUACCAAACAGGAUAGAAGUGAAAGGAACGGUAUAUUCCACACCAGACUGCUCUGAAUGACUUUGUUUACAUCAAACUCAAGAGUUCUGCAGGAAAUUUUAAAUCAGGUUUUCCCCCCCUCCCCCUCUUUCCGUGUCUUGAUAUCCAUGCUUUCACACAGCCAACAGACCUGAUCCAAGAAAUCGGUGAAUUGACCUAAUAUAAUGUAUAUUUUGUUUAAAAUCUGAUUUUGUAACUUACUUUGUUAAAAUAGCUUCCAGUAAUCUUAAAUAUCAACUUAAUUUUUGAGUGACUUGGUAGUUAUAGUUACUAGUUAUUAUGUUCUAAAUAAUUGCACACUUUUCUUAUUACCUGGAAAUUUCAAGAAAAGAGAAUUAAAUAAAGUCAACUGUUAUUUAGAAAUGGCAAGUCAAAAAAAAUAAAAGAAUGAAUUUUAGACUAGGUUAAAUUGUUGGCAUAUUGAUAACGAACACAAAGGCCAACACAGGUGAUGCCAUAAUACACCUGGGUAUGGAUUUGAUCCAAAUGGGACAAUUACUUUUUUAUAUAUAAUAAACUCUUCUGUUUUAUCUAUCUAUCCUGUUGACACAUCCCAGAUCAUGAAAAGGCACAGACUGUCCACAACCAUUGCUAACCCUCUGCUCCUCAACAUCUGACUUCAUCUGGUAGCAUGGAAGGAGCAAACAUGCGCAACAGAAUGAAAACAAAGGAAAAAAUAAAGACACUGACCACUGAAACCUCAGGUGAACAUUAAGCAUGUGCUGACGAUGACUCUGGCAAGAACAAUGCCGAUGAUGCUGUUCUCCUGUUACCACGCCUAUGGAGAGAGUGCUUGUGAUGGGAUGUCCACAAAGGGAAGGGACGUUAUAGAAUAGCUCUCUUUAGAUUUUUUUCUCUUUUAUUUUAUUGUGUAAUUCAUAUCAGGCUGAAUAAAAGAGAUAAAUAUG
Molecule: messenger RNA, 3470 nt
Organism: Astyanax mexicanus (Mexican tetra)
Lineage: Eukaryota; Metazoa; Chordata; Actinopteri; Characiformes; Acestrorhamphidae
Gene: dolpp1
Product: dolichyldiphosphatase 1
Exons: 8
Coding region: 31-750 (239 amino acids)
Biological process (GO): lipid biosynthetic process; protein N-linked glycosylation
Cellular component (GO): endoplasmic reticulum membrane; intracellular membrane-bounded organelle
Molecular function (GO): dolichyldiphosphatase activity
Source: RefSeq, a predicted model, not a curated record